AUGGAAUUAAAUGAAACUAGUGAGUUAAAAUUGCACAACGAAAGUGAAAUACUCUCGAGAAGGAAACGCUUCCUUAUAUUUUCAGAAGGCAGUUCAUUGCAAUUGGUAUUUUGUACUUCAUACGCUAUGCUGAUUCCAAUAGGAGACAUUUUCUUCUAUGGUAACACUAUAGCUUUGGCAUGGGAGCUGCCUCAAGAUCCAUACUCACCAUUUAACCAUCACGCCGAUCCACUUCAUCGGAGAGUAGAUACCAAGGUCGUAUAUUACACCGAUGAAGAUGGAAAAAUUAUCGAUAAACGGCCGUAUCACAGAAAACUCAUAGUGAAUCCAGCGUUUGCGAAACGCAGCGUCGACGGGCUCCACAAAAAAGGAACUUUAGAGAAAUUCAAAAUAAACAGGCAACAGAUGCACGCCUCGGAAAACAAACGGGAAUAUUUGAAAAACAUGGAGCAACGGAGCAUCGAAUUUCACAGGAGCAGUCGCGCCUCGCUUUACCAGAAAAUAGAGACUAUGCUCCUCGGCUUGGGUGUAAAUGGUAAAGACUGUGUAAUGAAAACUUUAUGUCUAAUCAGCCAAGCGAAGGAGCGUCCUCAAGGGAUGUUUUUCGAGGAAAUUAUGAAAGCGAUUUUCACUUUACCCAAAAACUCGGUUGAAGAUGACUACAGCGAGUACGACCCAGCACACACAACGAACGAGUCCUGCGAAGUUUUAUAUCCAGAUUGUAAUGAACCUGCUCUGGAUCCUGAAUCUACUAGUCAGACCUACUAA
Messenger RNA from Arctia plantaginis, 768 nucleotides. NCBI's taxonomy places the organism in Eukaryota, Metazoa, Arthropoda, Insecta, Lepidoptera, Erebidae. The record is from the annotation of a GenBank genome assembly.